Molecule: messenger RNA, 2063 nt
Organism: Plodia interpunctella (Indianmeal moth)
Lineage: Eukaryota; Metazoa; Arthropoda; Insecta; Lepidoptera; Pyralidae
Gene: S6k
Product: Ribosomal protein S6 kinase
Exons: 9
Coding region: 274-1635 (453 amino acids)
Biological process (GO): signal transduction; peptidyl-serine phosphorylation
Molecular function (GO): protein serine/threonine kinase activity; ATP binding
Source: RefSeq, a predicted model, not a curated record
UCGGAGUCAUUCACUCAAAUCACAGAGAAUUUUCGUGUGAAUUUUCGUUUUGUCGUAUCAUAAUCUUUGCUCGUUUGGUUUAUUGUGGUAUUAUAAACCGAGGAAGAGAUAGAUAUUGCUGUGGUGCAUUUAGAAAUAUGAAGUGAAGACAAAAAAGGAUAAUUGUGUUAAUAAGUAUUUUAUAUCUGCAUCAAGAAUUAAUUCAUUCCUAUAACACAGUUUUUCACAAUUUUGGGGUCCAAUCCAAGCACUUGCUGAUGUGAUAUUCCUGAAAUGUCAUCUUAUAUGGCAGGUGUUUUCGAUAUAGAUUUAGAUGUUACAGAUAAUAUUACAGUUGGAGAUUCAGAUGAAGACGAUAUAAUUGAAGUCGAUGAGGUGGAUUAUGACCCAGAAUUAAAUGUCAACAGUAUUGCUGAGUUGGAGGGAUCUGAAACGAUCCAAUUAUCAGAAGACACUGUAAACCCUGGACAAUGUAAACGUUUAGGCCCUCAAGAUUUUGAGCUGCGCAAAGUUUUAGGAAAAGGAGGAUAUGGCAAAGUAUUUCAAGUUCGUAAAAUAACUGGUACAGAUGCAGGAUCUCACUUUGCUAUGAAAGUUCUCAAAAAAGCUUCCAUUGUUCGUAAUCAGAAAGAUACAGCACACACAAAAGCAGAACGAAAUAUUUUGGAAGCUGUCAAACACCCAUUCAUUGUGGAAUUGGUGUAUGCUUUUCAAACUGGUGGUAAAUUAUAUUUAAUACUAGAAUAUUUAAGUGGUGGAGAAUUAUUUAUGCACCUUGAAAGAGAAGGCAUAUUUCUUGAAGAUACUGCGUGUUUUUACUUAUCAGAAAUAAUUUUGGCAUUGGAGCACUUGCACAGUUUAGGAAUAAUUUAUCGUGAUUUGAAACCAGAAAAUGUUCUGCUUGAUGCACAAGGUCAUGUCAAACUUACCGAUUUUGGUCUUUGUAAGGAACACAUUCAGGAAGGAAUCGUGACACACACUUUCUGUGGCACAAUUGAAUAUAUGGCCCCUGAAAUUCUAACAAGAAGUGGUCACGGAAAAGCUGUAGAUUGGUGGAGUUUGGGAGCUUUGAUGUACGAUAUGCUUAUUGGCCAACCUCCAUUUACGGGAGACAACCGGACAAAGACAAUAGAAAAGAUUUUGAAAGGUAAACUAAUGCUGCCAGCCUACCUCACACAAGAUGCCCGCGAUUUGAUAAGACGUUUAAUGAAACGCUCAGAGACGCAGCGUUUAGGAGCUGCCGGCGCGGCCGCUGUUAGAGGCCAUCCGUUCUUCAAACAUGUCCACUGGGAUGAUGUGUUUGCCCGUAGACUGGAGCCACCAAUUAAACCUAGACUGACCAGUGAAGAUGAUGUCUCACAGUUUGAUACCAGAUUUACCUUACAAACACCUAUUGAUUCUCCAGAUGAGUCUACUCUUAGUGAAAGUGCCAAUUUAAUGUUCCAGGGUUUCACGUACGUGGCGCCGUCGGUGAUGGACGAGAUCCACAAGCCGCGCGUGGUGACUGCACGCUCGCCGCGCCGCCCGCGCCCGCACCACCUGGGCGCCUUCGCCGUGCCGCACUCCUCCGCGCACCAGCACCCGCACCCGCACUCGCAGGAGGACCUCAUGGAUGUACAAGGUCUGCCUAUAUAGUUACUACUGUACUGUGUUUAGAAUAAUUAUAAGUUUACUGGCUCGGUCAUGUGCUUUCAAAUGGUAGAGCGAUUAGCAAUAAAUUGUUAUUAUACAUUCAUUUUUAAGCGAUCAGCUAUUCAUUUAUAUUGUUAUAUGAAUUGACCUGACAAUAUUUUUUGAUUGAAAAAAUGUGAUCAGGUUUAUUGAACUUGUAUUUUAUAAGUGAUGAUGCUACAGAAUAUGAAAUGGAUGAUAAAUGAAAAUUAAAUAACAGAGUCUGGUUGUAGAUAGGAUAAGUAAGAGAAUAGUAAAAUGGUUGAUGUAAAGUGGUUACAUAUAAUAAAAAAAUAUGUUGUCAUAACAUUCAAAAAACUUGUGUGACUGUAAUGGCUAUAUAUAUUUGCACACGCCAGAGAUAAAUCAUGUUAUUACACAACAUUGCUCCU